AGGAAAUCAUGCUGAACUGCACAUUUCCGUAGCAUCUGUUUCUUUCACUUAUCACCCCCAGACACCUGAACCCACUAUCUACUUUGGAGUUGAAACAAAAGCCACAACAACACUGGCAGUGCAAUGCUACUUCUACUGUGUCAGCUCUUCUUUAUGAAGAUAAGCGCAGAGGACGCAACAGUGACACUGUAUCGUAUGGAAGGACAGUCGGUGUGUCUAGACCCAGGAGAUCAGCCACCAUUUGAAUCUGCAAAAUGGACUCUAGGAAAGAAAAUUAUUGUUUCAAACGAUAAAAUGAAUCCUGGUUUUGAAAAGAAAAUGGAUUACAAACCCAAUUCCACAUUAUGCAUUAACAAUUUGAUUGAGAAAGACACUGGAAAUUAUGUAUUUUCCCAUGACCGAAACUUUACCAGCUUAGAGAAAACAAACCGACUUAUAAUUCAAGCUGCAGUUCCUAAACCUGCUUUGAGUGUCAUUGUGGAGAAGGCCAAUGCAUCCACGGAUGUUUGCAUCUUCGCUGUGAACUGUUCUGUCCAAUACCAAGAUGAGCUCCUCUGGCUUAAGUCCGAGUGUGACAAAGAAUCCUGUCGAUCUGUCAACAAAUCCUUCCCUGAAAUCAACAUCACCAUCUCCAGUCACAACAGAAGUCUCACCUGCACCAGCAACAAUCACGUCAGCUCAAAAGAGGAUUCACGAGAGAUAGACGGAUUUUGUUUCAGUCCUAGACGCGAAGAGACCCCUACUUGGUCUGUGUCCAAGGAUGUUAAUUGGAUACUGAUUGUAAUUUGUUCAGUCACUGCUGGAGGCCUAUUCAUAUUGUUUUGUUUUGGAGCCAUGUUUAUUGUAGCAAGACGUAAAAAACAGCCGCGGGUGAUACAAAGUCAACCAUUUGAGCAGCCUUCUCAGCCAAGAACGUCAACAUCUUCAACUCAAGCCAACUCCUACGAAAACAUGGAUUCAGAAAACUCAAACGAAACAUCGGACCAAGAGACGGAAAACGUCAAACCACAAACUGUUUACUGUGUGUUGGAGCCACGACCAUCAUCAGAGGAACCAAGAGACCAGCCUGACCAAACCCAUACAGUGUACAGUGUGAUCAAAAUGCCCCAAAUCUGAAGACACAGCGCCAUCUGCAGGCCAAGAACACAACAGCAGCAGAAAUGAAAAUGAAAUUAAAAGAGACAGUUGGAGCUUUGUGAUGUUGUGUUGAGUUGGACUAAAAAGGCCUUGAUGUAAUUACUGCACCAAUUUAAAAAAAAUAAUAAAAAUAAUAAAAAAUAAUGUCAGUU
This is a messenger RNA of Boleophthalmus pectinirostris (great blue-spotted mudskipper), 1289 nucleotides long. RefSeq lists its product as uncharacterized. Lineage: Eukaryota; Metazoa; Chordata; Actinopteri; Gobiiformes; Gobiidae. The record is from RefSeq and is a predicted model, not a curated record. The transcript has 5 exons. The coding region runs from base 124 to 1116 and encodes 330 amino acids.